AUGCCAGUCGGCAGCCGCACCACGAAUCAUCACAUCGAAGGCCUCGAUAGAGAUUCGUACACAGCUCAUCGUCUGAAGCACGCUUCGCCGGAGCACCUCCACCUCACAACUCGACGCUUCUUUAUAGGGCCUAUCCCAGACGGCUGGCUAAGAGACAACAGGAAGUCAUGGUAUAAACGACGAGUUGAGCUGAGCACCUACAGCUCGCGGAAAGCUUCCUUCAAUGCUGCUGCAGACCAAGGCGCACGUCAUCGGACGAUGACCGACUUUGGAGGGCCAUCUACGACAGCGAGAAUCAAUUUCAGCUUUCCGCAACCUGAAGAUGUCGACGAAGAACCUAGCGGGAGUGAGGCAUCGCAGGGCGAAACGGAAGAGACAGAUACUGAAGACGAGGACAAGCAAACCACCGUGGUUGAACCUGUGGCAACUCAUGAUGCACAACAGAUGCUUGGUAACAGCGAGUCUGGUGCCGCAUCUCCGAAGGCUAUCCCUGCGCCUCGUGAUCGACCGAGUGAGCCGGGAGUGGGUUCAUCCAAGGAUACGCGGCGACAAGAUCUUGCCUCUCCGCCUCCAGACAGCUUUCACACUGCCCAUCAACAAAUUCACCACGAAGAGAGCGAGGAGCAACCAGCUGGACUUUCCUUGACUGUGACCGACUCACAACGAUACGAUAGUGAUGAUCAGAGGCUCUCGACUUCGGUGAGAAACUCUUCACACAAUGGGGGCAUGACCCCAGAGGUUGACAACAAUUCCAAGACUCGUCUUCUGCCACAGGACACUAGACCACAAGGAAAAUUGUUAAGCUCAGCUCUUCGACCUGUAAGUCCAAAGACGGACAAGAAGUCCAUGCAACAACAUGCACCCGCUCCAAUAGAUGACGACGAUGCGGAUGUCCAUCUUGGACGGACAAACACUGGCGUCAGAUUCAAAGUGUCCGAGGGAGUCGCCAACAGACAACACCGCAUUCAGCGCAGAGUCGGGAGCACGCGAGACAAGGUUCUCAAUAAGAAAUUCCGGCGGAACACCAUGCAAGAGGGUAUGAUUGUGAAGAUGGAGAGAAUGCUUGUGCGAAUGGACUUCAGUGGACAGCAGGUGCCCGACGAGUACGACGAGAACGAAAGCCUCAAGAUCGACACCCGUGUCAUUGAGAAGUGGCGUGAGUUCAUGGUAGUUGUUCGGAAGAGCAAGAAGCAGGAUGCCGAUGACUUUCGACUACAGAUCUACAAGACUCGCGUCAUACCUGAAAUUGACAAUGAGUCCACCAAGAAGAAGCCUGCAAGGGAGAUCAGGCUCGACCCCAAGACCACCCAUGUCAAUCUUUACUCCUCCUUGGACAAGACCGUUGUCCUUUGGCAUCCCUAUCGAAAAGGCACUCGUAUCAUCAUCAUGAGGCCGACUUCUACGGCGCACUCCGUGGAGUGGUACACCUUUCUUAGGGAUGCGAUGGGGUGGAAACGACCAAGAGCUCUCCAAGUCAGUGUACCAGAUCUCGGCGUGUCGGUUAGGCUCGACAAACCCUUUGAUGGCAUCAGAGAAGCCGCCAGUGCAGCUCAGGACGAAGACACCGCAGUUGCAAAGACACAGGAGGCCGAGCAGGCUGUCGCUGGUCGAAUCAUUGGUCAAUCCAUCGAGAUCCUUGAAAAAGACCCGGAAUGGACAGACGUGCUCCAAAUGUGGCGUGAAACUGCGAAGAUGGGUUUGGCGUGGAAACGAUAUGAUCGUUUAGAAUGGGUGCAUGGGGCUACAGAGCAGAAAAUGUACGGGUCUAUGGCCAUGCAGAAAACAUAUGAGCUUGAGCUGCGGCCGAAAGAGCAUUAUCAUACGACUGCGAGGGGUAAUAAAGGCGUCAUACACGAAGAGCCUCCACCGGUUGAAGGCUUCUUGAUCCGACUCACUUCCCAAAAGGGCGUUUCCAAGCGGAUGGGCAAGACUUUUCACAAACGACUGUAUUACUAUACCCAAAACCAGUUUCUAAUGUUUAAUCAGCCCGCCAAAUCCACGCCACCGCAUCCUCCGCGACUUGCUACUAUCGGCGGAUCUGAGAUCCCGCCAUCGACAGAGAUUAUCGAAAAGACACCCGAGUUAUUUGAUGUCGAGCCAUUUAAAGUUGACAAUGGUACGAUCGCCUGGCUGUCUGACUCGGCUGAAUCUGUCAAGCGACAUGAUCGUGAAGCGGUCGAGGAGGCACGCCGCAAUCUAGCCAAUGUCGAAUCCGCGGAAGGCUAUAUCGACAUGUGCCGAAUUAGAAAAGUCCGCAAGAUGAAAUGGGGAAGUUAUCCGGGCGACGAGAACCGAGACGCUGGACACGAUUCUGACGUCGACUUUCACGAUAACGUCUCAGAUACGAGCGACGAGGACGGUGCGACAGAUCGGAUUGACGAUGAUCGCGUGCUUGAGUUGGUGCAUGACAAUGAUCUCGUGAUCCGCCUACAAGCCUACAGCAAGCAGGCACGCAAUGAAUGGGUCAAGCGUCUGCGGAAGCUUGCCAAAUACUGGAAGCUGCGCAUUGCAGGAGACACGGAAAUCUACAAGGCUGUGCGGCGAACCAAUCUCUCCACGUUGAACAUCGAUGAGGAGAUGGAAGCUCUACUCGGCCAAUUUGGGCGCAAGUGGGAAGUGAACCGAUCCGAGGCUAGCUCCGAGCUUUACCAUGUGUGCGGCAUCGCCAGUUGCCGUGCCAUCAGCAUGUCGGGUGUGCUUUUCCGCAAACCUCGUCGACGGGCGGCAUUUCAGAGAUGCUCUGUUCUUCUAAGCGCCGGCAAGCUUCUGAUCCAUCAAGCAACCGUCCGCAAGCGCACUGGUGAACAGGUUAGGCAUUUGCACCAGGAACGGCAGGAGGUAGUAGACCUGCAAGACUGCUACGUGUACAGUGGACUGCUUGUAGAAGAAGAUCUACUAUAUCAGAACCAAACAUUCGACGCAAACAACGUGGCUGCUGGCGGUGCGAGGACUCCGCGUGUCUACCUCGAGGGUACGAGUGGCGAGGCAUGGACCAGCCAAGAUGUCGACUUCAUGACUUGCUUUGUGUUGUGGAGAAACCAUCGGCGCGGCUGGUUCCGCACACAGCAGUCAGACGCGGGAGAACGACAGGAGGAUGAGAAGCGAUCUCGAAUCAAGCGUGUUGCUCAGCUAGGCGUUCCGGGUCGCGGGAUGGUGUUCCAAUGCCGAAGUCGGGCGGAAAGAGACCACUGGGUGCUGAGCAUUGCGGCAGAAAUCGAGAGAAUUGUCGAGAUGACUGCCAACGACCUCGGCGAUGGAGGCGAUGCGCGGGUCACGAACUGA
Cyphellophora europaea CBS 101466 is the source of this 3282-nucleotide messenger RNA. RefSeq lists its product as uncharacterized. The transcript has a single exon. Gene Ontology annotation, biological process: ascospore-type prospore membrane formation; protein localization to prospore membrane. Bases 1 to 3282 code for a protein of 1093 amino acids. Gene Ontology annotation, cellular component: prospore membrane. The record is from RefSeq and is a predicted model, not a curated record. Lineage: Eukaryota; Fungi; Ascomycota; Eurotiomycetes; Chaetothyriales; Cyphellophoraceae.